AUGACGCAAACACUAGACUUUUCCCUUCGCUGCAAUACGUUGACCUGCCGGACGAUCUUGAACGACCGGGCCGUGGUAACCACCUGUUCACACAUUUUCUGUCUAACGUGUGCCGAAAGCCUUGGUCUUUCGAGACCAACUGCUCAAACGCGAAGCUGUCCAGCAUGCCAGACAAAUCUGCCGAAUCCUGACGACGCUGUUUCAACCAUUCUCAACCCAUCGGAGGACUACAAGACUAGCGUGAUGAGUGGCUUGGACCCAACGACAAUCAUGGAGUGCGCAGGAAGAGCCCUCUCGUUUUGGGCGUAUCAGACAACACAAGAAAUAUGUUACCAGGAGUAUCUGAAUAAAAGUCUUACAGAUAAAUACCGUUCCUUAAACACAGAUCUUGAGAAAGUGAUCAGUAGUGCUGAUACCGAAAUAUCAACUUUACAAAGCAAACUUACUGAGGCACAGUUGGCACAGGAUCAAGUCCAAAAGAAGAAUGAAGAGCUCAUUACAAUGUACCAAGAGAAGUGCAAGAAGCACACGCAAAUGAUCAAUCUUUACAAUCUGCUGAAAAGCCGAGCCAUGCGUUCCCAGAUCCAGACUGCUGCUUCGGAUUCAGUUUCACAAGCUUUGAAAUCCUUACCUCGCACGAGCAAUACGCGAGUGCCCAUGAAUGGCAUAGAUUAUUUGACCGGUAAUGAUAGUAGGCCGAUAGUGUCCCAGACCACGAGAGUGACGUCAAGGCAUUUCAAUGCUUUGACAUCGCCAGAGACUUUUACUAGUGGUGCAGAACAACUCUUCAAACACCAGAGGAGUGGAGGAGCAAGCUCAAGAAAAAGCCGAAGUGGACUUGGUAUUGAUAUCGAAGGGAUGCCGCCACCAAAGCUUCCAUUUUCUGUUCCCCAACCGUCCAUUCCAACUCCAGAUCACCACCGUACACGUCUACCUGCACCGCCGCGGGAAGCUUUCGUCCAUGGUGGACAGCAUCACGUUGAAAAGGCAAGCUCGACUCUGGAUUUCGGACGAUUUAAAGAUUUUACGUUCAAGCCUGGUUAG
Talaromyces proteolyticus is the source of this 1044-nucleotide messenger RNA. RefSeq lists its product as uncharacterized. The transcript has 5 exons. Gene Ontology annotation, molecular function: ubiquitin protein ligase activity. Gene Ontology annotation, biological process: reciprocal meiotic recombination. Gene Ontology annotation, cellular component: synaptonemal complex. NCBI's taxonomy places the organism in Eukaryota, Fungi, Ascomycota, Eurotiomycetes, Eurotiales, Trichocomaceae. The coding region runs from base 1 to 1044 and encodes 347 amino acids. The record is from RefSeq and is a predicted model, not a curated record.